This is a messenger RNA of Ailuropoda melanoleuca (giant panda), 3442 nucleotides long. It is a transcript of the gene GPM6B, whose product is annotated as glycoprotein M6B. Gene Ontology annotation, molecular function: structural constituent of myelin sheath. Gene Ontology annotation, biological process: negative regulation of serotonin uptake; central nervous system myelination; axon development. The record is from RefSeq and is a predicted model, not a curated record. The transcript is spliced from 8 exons. Gene Ontology annotation, cellular component: membrane raft; plasma membrane; myelin sheath. Lineage: Eukaryota; Metazoa; Chordata; Mammalia; Carnivora; Ursidae. The coding region runs from base 500 to 1486 and encodes 328 amino acids.
CAUUCUGCGGAGAGAACAGACAUCCCGACCAGCUGAGUCACGUGGUGGGAGGGGGCUCUCGCUCCCUUCUCCUCCACAUCCCGUCCUCUGAUGUCACAAGUCUGUUCUUCCCUGGGAGAGCUGAUUAGCAUUCAGUGGGUGCAUUUGGCCGGUAGCGCGCGGCGCGGGCGAGCAAGCGGCCGGGCGGCGGGCGGGGGCGUGGCUGUCCCCCGGGAGCCGCAGAGGGACGGGGCGCAGGAUGGCCGUGUUCUAACUGGGAUCCUCGCUGACGUGUGGCCGCCGGCUCCUUGGCAGCUGUCUUUUUGGACCAGUAGGCAGAGGGAAACUGACGCUGACGAGCCUUUUGCAUCUUGGAAGGGACUGUAAUCUACUGUAGUGAAGAACAGAACCUCUCAAUCACGCGGUGUAAAUAAGAGACGGAGGGGAGUCCAAAGGAAAAGGAAGAGGAGGGGAAAAGUGUGUGUUGGGGGAGCGGGGAAAAGCAUUUUUGGUGGAUGGUAUGAAGCCAGCCAUGGAAACUGCAGCCGAGGAAAAUACUGAACAAAGCCAAGAGAGAAAAGUGAGCAGCAGAGCUGAAAUGGAAAUUGGCAGGUACCACUGGAUGUACCCAGGCUCAAAGAACCACCAGUACCAUCCCGUGCCAACCCUGGGGGACAGGGCUAGCCCCUUGAGCAGUCCAGGCUGCUUUGAAUGCUGCAUCAAGUGUCUGGGAGGGGUCCCCUACGCCUCCCUGGUGGCCACCAUCCUCUGCUUCUCCGGGGUCGCCCUGUUCUGUGGCUGCGGGCAUGUGGCCCUGGCGGGCACGGUGGCGAUUCUUGAGCAACACUUCUCCACCAACACCAGUGACCACGCCCUGCUGAGUGAGGUAAUACAGCUGAUGCAGUAUGUCAUCUACGGGAUCGCGUCCUUCUUCUUCUUGUAUGGGAUCAUUCUGCUGGCAGAAGGCUUCUAUACCACGAGCGCAGUGAAGGAGCUGCACGGCGAGUUUAAAACCACUGCCUGUGGCCGAUGCAUCAGUGGGAUGUUCGUGUUCCUCACCUACGUGCUGGGAGUGGCCUGGCUGGGCGUGUUUGGUUUCUCCGCCGUGCCCGUGUUUAUGUUCUACAACAUCUGGUCAACUUGUGAGGUCAUCAAGUCACCCCAGACCAACGGCACAGCCGCUGUGGAGCAGAUCUGCGUGGAUAUCCGACAAUACGGUAUCAUUCCUUGGAAUGCUUUCCCUGGGAAAAUCUGUGGUUCUGCCCUCGAGAACAUCUGCAACACCAAUGAGUUCUACAUGUCCUAUCACCUGUUCAUCGUGGCCUGUGCCGGAGCUGGCGCCACCGUGAUUGCGCUGAUCCACUUCCUCAUGAUACUGUCUUCUAACUGGGCUUACUUAAAGGAUGCAAGCAAAAUGCAGGCUUACCAGGAUAUCAAAGCAAAGGAAGAACAGGAACUGCAAGAUAUCCAGUCUCGGUCAAAAGAACAACUCAAUUCUUACACAUAAAUGUUUGCCAGAGUGUUACGGCCGACGAAGUGACAGCUCUGCCCACUCAUGAGACGGCUGCUCUGCAGUGCAGAUGUGUCCCCAGCAAACAACCCAAACACUUCACUGUCAUCUCCAGCUGCUGGGAGGUGUUGCAACACCUCCCAGCAGGUCAAUCCUUUUCUUUAGAGCAGAUAUUGGAGGUUUCAUGUUAGCCAUUUUAAAAGGCAACACUUUGACAAAAUGACGGUUGAUCUUUCUGAAAUUGGUGGCAUGUUCAGUUUUAUCGGUAGAGUGAUCCCACCAGGAGAGGCGAUGGGAAUAUGGCCUAUUCCUUGAGAGGGACCAAGGCUGUGCCGACAUCAAGGAACGUGACCAUCAAUUCACAUACGCCAUCUGUCCUCCAGUCACUUUACCUGUAUAGGGAAUAAAAUGGAAUUGGGGGGAAGGGGGAGUUCCAUUUCUGACAGCUGACAUUUAUUAUAACUUGGGCUCAAAGAUAACGUGAGUCGUAACAAUUGACUUUUUUUAAAUUAGCUGCCUUCCCUAACCCUUAAGUCCAGGCCACAUUAAUCUCCGGAUCCAAUCAGAAAUCUAUUUUUCAGUAAUGCUAAAAGGAGCUACUAUAAUUCUGCUACGCCUGCCACUGAAGAAGCUGGGUUCUGGCUCCUUGACAAGCUUUCCAAAAUCAAUUUUAUAAUAGAUUUCCUUUAAUAAAAUGGCCCAGUUGUCAUUCUUCUUCCUGGGAAAUAAAUGUCAGCUCUGCCUUAAUGAGUAUUUGUUUUAAAUUUCUAAGAACUUAUUUUACACAGGAGACCCCAAAUCCUUCAUAGACUUUGGUUCCACCAAUGGUUUUCUUAACUAAGAAGUGUUACCUUAUUAAAAUGACCACCAUUCUAAACCAUUUUUAUGUGGUCUGAAUAGCAAGUUUACAGUUUCAUACCAACUAUCUAAAACCUAAUUACAAAUAGACCACAGACCUCCUCCUCCUUUUAUAGACUUGAAUACUUACUUAAGUAAUUUAAAUUAGGGUUGGUAUUUAUUUCAUUUUUUAAAUCUUUCCUGGAAUAAUAAAAGUUCGAGGUUCAGCAGAAAAAACAAAAAACAAACAAACAAACAAAAAAAACACCUGCUUGAGUUUAAGCCAUUUUCAAAAGAAACUUGCCUUCUAAUUCAUUGUGUUCCAGAACAUUAAGCGACUGUAGGUAUUGGGUAUUAGUGAUGGUAAACUUUGUGUUGUUCUUUAUGAAAUGAUACAUAUAACUGUUGGGUGCAUCAGUGCUUUUUAAAAGGGGCUGCAUAAUAUAGGGUUAACUAUGUAUAUUCAUGUUAAGAAUUAACUUGUGGUUUGGCUGUUUCCUGGAUUUUAAAACAUAUACAUGUGCAGAAAUGUAUUAAAAUGAAAGGAAGCAUACCUUUAUCAAAAUGCUAUUAAAAUUGAACAAGUAUAAUAUUUCAUUUGAAUUCUUUUUGUUGUUGUUGUUAAUGCCUAAAAAUGCCUAUUUGGAUCUUGACUUUUUUUUUUUUUUUUAAUUGGGAGACGCUGUCUUCUGUGUAGAACAGUUGUUCCAGAAUAGCUUGUUUUGUUUUCCUUUUGCAUGACAGACUUAAAUACUUUUUUCCAGCAGUGGAGGUGCUGUUAGAGUCCAGUGUUCUAGAACAGGCAGUGUCUCAAGCCUAAUUUUACUUUUCUAAUUCUGGUAGCUAUUACCAGGAAUUUUUGAAAGUUUUGUUUAAGUAGUCUAAUAUUUUUUAUGUAAAGAGCAUUAAAUUUUGCUAUGUAUAAAUUUUUGUAACCUAACAGUGAAUCAAUAUUUUCUAUCAGUGCCAAGGGCUUCCUGUAGUUCUAUUCAAGUGUUACAAUAAAUAUUUGUAGAUAAUAGUCGAUACUUGUGUAUGCUUAUUUUAAAGAUCUAUUUAGGUGGACAUAGUUGUGGAUGUACUAAGAGUAAUGCAAUAAACGUAUAGCUUCACUCA